AUGUCGCAUUGGCGCUAUGAGCUAUGCAUUACGUAUCCGUAUUAUGCAUCACUCAGCGGCGCCUGCACGUGGGAGGGCUAUGGACUACGCAUUACGUAUCCGUAUUAUCGCCGAAAGCCCGCCGGAGAGGGCUAUGUACUACGCAUUACGUAUCCGUACUAUGUAUCAAGCGCCGAAAGGCCCGCCGGAGAGGGCUAUGGACUACGCAUUACGUAUCCGUACUAUGUAUCAAUGCGCCGAAAGCCCGCCGGAGAGGGCUAUGGACUACGCAUUACGUAUCCGUACUAUCGCCGAAAGCCCGCCGGAGAGGGCUAUGUACUACGCAUUACGUAUCCGUACUAUCGCCGAAAGCCCGCCGGAGAGGGCUAUGGACUACGCAUUACGUAUCCGUACUAUGUAUCAAGCGCCGAAAGCCCGCCGGAGAGGGCUAUGGACUACGCAUUACGCCAAAAGCAGCAAGAGGCCCGAGCAAGAGGCCCGAGCGUGUGCUAG
This is a messenger RNA of Emiliania huxleyi CCMP1516, 492 nucleotides long. RefSeq lists its product as hypothetical. The record is from RefSeq and is a predicted model, not a curated record. The transcript has 5 exons. Lineage: Eukaryota; Haptophyta; Isochrysidales; Noelaerhabdaceae. Bases 1 to 492 code for a protein of 163 amino acids.